CCCUUCGUACGCCCCCUCCGCGUCCCCGCCCGCGAUGACGUAAUGCGCGUUUAGGGACCAGGCGCCGCCCCCCUUCCAGUCAUGCCGCUGACAGAGGCUGGGAAUGUGGGAUCGGGAACCGGAUCGGGAGCGUGAUCCGGAUCCUCGGUGGGCGGAACUCGGGCCGUCCGAACUGUACCGCCGUGAAUGCCGUAGCGGACAGCCUGCUUCCUUUCCGCGUCGUGCCGUGCCGUGCAUGGGAGUAAUCCGGGGAAAGCGAGAGAGACGCGGUAAGUGCGGCUGAAUUUACGUCGCCUGCCUGCGCUGCUCUUUACUUCUACCGCAGUCCCAAAGAGAAGUAGGGGGGAGAAGAAGAAGACGAAGAAGAAGCCCGGCCGAAGCUGGCCCUGUGGAUGGAUGGAUGGAUGGAUGUUAUACUGAAUUAUGUGUUUUGGUCUGAUCUGAUUGCCAGGAGGUGGCACCAUGAGUGAGGCAGAUGGCCAGUUCUACAGCGUGCAGGUGGGCGACUCCACCUUCACCGUGCUGAGGCGUUACCAGCAGCUGCGGCCCAUCGGUUCCGGUGCCCAGGGCAUCGUUUGCUCGGCGCUUGACACGGUCCUGGGCAUCCCUGUGGCAGUGAAGAAAUUGAGCCGGCCCUUCCAGAAUGAGACCCACGCCAAGCGGGCCUACAGGGAACUGGUGCUUCUCAAGUGCGUUAACCACAAAAACAUCAUCAGGCUCAUCAAUGUCUUCACACCCCAGAAGUCGCUGGAGAAGUUCCAAGAUCUGUACCUGGUGAUGGAGCUGAUGGACGCCAGCCUGUGCCAGGUGAUCCAUAUGGACCUGGACCAUGAGAGGAUGUCCUACCUCCUGUACCAGAUCCUGUGCGGCAUCCGACACCUUCACUCUGCUGGCAUCAUCCACAGGGACCUGAAACCCAGCAACAUUGUGGUGAAGUCUGACUGCAGCCUGAAGAUCCUGGACUUCGGCCUGGCCAGGACGGCCUGUACCAGCUUCAUGAUGACUCCUUACGUAGUGACGCGAUACUACCGGGCCCCCGAGGUUAUUCUGGGAAUGAAGUACAAAGAGAACGUGGACAUCUGGUCAGUGGGAUGCAUCAUGGGAGAGAUGGUCAAAGGCAGCGUCAUCUUCCAGGGCACAGAUCACAUUGACCAGUGGAACAAAGUUAUCGAGGUCUUGGGCACACCCUCGGUGGAUUUCAUGAGCCGCCUGAUGGAGACGGUGAGGAACUACGUGAUGAACAAGCCGCAGUACCCGGGCCUGAGCUUCACCGAGUUGUUCCCCGACUGGGCCUUCCCAUCUGACUCGGAGCAGGACCUGCUGAAAACUAGCCAAGCUCGUGAUCUCCUGUCCAAGAUGCUAGUGAUCGACCCCGAGAGCCGAAUCUCUGUGCAGGAGGCGCUGAACCACCCCUACAUCCACGUGUGGUACGACCCCAGCGAAGCUGAUGCGCCACCCCCGCAGAUUUCAGACAAACAGCUCGAGGAGCGUGAGCACAGCAUCGAUCAGUGGAAAGAACUGAUAUAUGACGAGGUGAUGGACUGGGAAGAACGGAACAAGAACGGGGUGAUGAAGGAAGAAUCUUCUGGUGUGACAGCGAACUGCAGUGCCACCGUCUCCCAGUCGUCUUCCAUCAAUGACUUUUCCUCCAUGUCCACUGAGCAGACGCUGGCCUCAGACACGGACAGCAGCAGUGGCGACCUGGCGGGGGCCCUGGAGGACUGCCAGUGAGCCCCUCCCACAUUCAGACUCGUCUUUUCCGUCAUUCGUCUCAUCCAGCACUUCUAUGUCCCUCAUUCCAUCUAUCCCUCGACAAAUCCUGUUGCCACCCACAAUCGCUCCUUCAUCUCCGUAACCUGCGACAACGGCAGACCCGAAAGCCAAUGAAACGCAGACGUUUGCACAUUUGGAGGUUUCUGUUUUUAUGUAAGAAAGUGGCAAAUCAGGCAUGGUCUUGUGCUUGUGCUGGGCUGGACUUUGCUUGAAUGACUCAACAUGGAAAAUAAUAAUAAAAAAAAAAACACUUUGAGAAUAUUUGAAACAGAUGUUAACAUCACAUUUUAAGACUGAAUGUUAAAUUCUCCCCAAGGUAACCUUUUUAGCGGUUUCAUGUAUACUGAUGUUUUGUUUUUUUUUAAUUUACAAGUUCUGCUUUUUGAAAGAUCAGAGCAGCUGUCACGUGUUUUGUAGAAGUACCAGGCAGGAGCUGGGAGCCUCACACCAGCCCUGUCCCCUACAUCCUGUGUUUCCUGGUUUGUAUGAAUGCAUAAGGAGAAUGUUUAUUGAUUCACUGCCUUAGCUUUUCGUCACCUAAUAAGGUUUCCUCAUGGCUGUCAACUGAACCAAUGCAAGCUGACAGGAAGGAAAUUAAGAGGUAUAAUCACACCUUGAACAUCUGUGUAAUACAGUUUCUUUGUGUCUUUUUUUUUUACCAUAAAUUUUAAUACCUUUUGGAUUUAGCUGACAAAAUUAUGCAGUACUGUGUGCUUUGUCCUGCCAUUCUGCAAAUGUAAUUCAUAUUUAGUAGAUGGAUCAUCCAUAUUGCAAGUUUAACUUGUUUUGCUCUUUUGCAAACAAUUUUCUAAAUCAAUGCACCAUGGAGGAUAAAGGGAACUCACAAACUCGAUGGAAUGUAAAAUAAAAGUUAGACAUGAUAGAAAAAUUAGAAUGAGGAGCAUCAUCCAUCAUGCUUCGAGUUUGAGUCUCCGCCAGGGUUACGUGUGUGUGGAGUUUGCAUGUUCUCCCCAUGUCGUCGUGGGGUUUCCUCCGGGUACUCCGGUUUCCCCCCACAGUCCAAAAACAUGCUGAGGCUAAUUGGAGUUCCUAAAUUGUCCAUAGGUGUGCAUGUGUGAGUGAAUGGUGUGUGUGAGUGUGCCCUGCGAUGGGCUGGCCCCCCGUCCUGGGUUGUUCUCUGCCUAAUGCCCAUUGCUUCUGGGAUAGGCUCCGGACCCCCCGCGACCCAGGAGGAUAAGCAGGUUGGAAAAUGGAUGGAUGGAUGGAUGGAUGGAAGUCAAACAUUUUAACUUCAAUACAGGUGGCUUCAAAAUAUGUAAUUUGUUAACUCGUAUAUAAUUUGUUGGUUUCUUUUUUAUGGAUUUUUGUUUAUUUAAAAUCACUCAUAUCAGACACCCUUCCCCCCAUUUUGGCCAGUCCAGCUCGUACAGUGAGCAGUAUUAUUGUCAUUUAAAAUGCAGUUGAUUGAUUGGAUUUUUUUCACACUGAUUGUUCCAGUUGCGUAAUCUUAUCGUAAGAAAUGAGUGUAGGCUGAAGGGAGGUAACAAGAAGCAUUCAUAGUGUCAAGGAUUGUUGUAGUGUGACAUAUGAAAUGUUCUGUUGCGUCUGGUUGUGUUUUGUGGGGGGGGGGGGGUAUCCUGACUGGUACCAUAAAGCAGUUUUACACAAUGUUUGCAAUUCAGUUUAUUAUCCCUGGGUGUGAGGAAAGAGUUUUGAAUGCAAACGUUUUAUGAAGAGCCACCAAAUCGCACCACAGGAAAUGGGAAUAUGCCGGAAUCUCGACUCUGGAUCCGACGGAGAUGCACACGGGCUGUGGAGCUCUUUGGCUUUGCUCAAACUGGACUCUUAGCGGCUCUUAUGGGGCUGGAGGGAAUGGCGACUAGGUGCAGCCCAGUCUCACCUCAGGUACAUCUGGAUGUUCACCGAGUUCUCACACGCCUGAGUGUUAUAGGGUCUCUAGCCCUGAAAUAUGCAUCCCUUUGCAGUUCCUCCUUCUUGUUUUUUCGUUCUGUGAUUUUCUGUUCUUUUGUUCAUUAUUCUGUACUGUGGACCCACUCUGGACCCCAUAUUAUCUUCACUUGUCUCUUAAAAAUACAAUGAUCAUUCCAA
Messenger RNA from Brienomyrus brachyistius, 3843 nucleotides. Its product is annotated as mitogen-activated protein kinase 9. The record is from RefSeq and is a predicted model, not a curated record. Gene Ontology annotation, biological process: protein phosphorylation; JNK cascade. NCBI's taxonomy places the organism in Eukaryota, Metazoa, Chordata, Actinopteri, Osteoglossiformes, Mormyridae. Bases 463 to 1731 code for a protein of 422 amino acids. Gene Ontology annotation, molecular function: ATP binding; JUN kinase activity. Gene Ontology annotation, cellular component: cytoplasm; nucleus. The transcript has 13 exons.